Molecule: messenger RNA, 905 nt
Organism: Eurytemora carolleeae
Lineage: Eukaryota; Metazoa; Arthropoda; Copepoda; Calanoida; Temoridae
Product: protein-lysine methyltransferase METTL21D
Exons: 9
Coding region: 34-792 (252 amino acids)
Biological process (GO): peptidyl-lysine methylation
Cellular component (GO): cytosol; cytoplasm
Molecular function (GO): protein-lysine N-methyltransferase activity
Source: RefSeq, a predicted model, not a curated record
UACGACAGUUUUCAACUUCUAAGCAAUGCGCAUAUGGUGGUAAACUUACUCGACACUCAAGCUCUUGUUUUCUCUCUGUUAUCAGUUAAAUUACCGAAUACAGAACAUAUAUUGGUUAGAUUACAACUUUGCUGGCUGAAAAAGACAGAAAUGUUUACUCGAGAGUUUGAAGUUGGAGCUCAGAAUAAAAUUAUUCUUAUAGAUCAGAAACUUGAGGGAGAUACUGGUGUAGUAGUCUGGGAUGCAGCUCUUGUUCUUGCUAAAUAUUUAGAGUUGUGUGAUGUUUCUGGUAAGACUGUUGUGGAGUUGGGUAGUGGGACGGGAUUCGUUGGUUUAGCAGCAGCAGCGUUAGGAAUAAAAAAAAAUAAAUUAGGAGGAAGUGUGAUUUUAUCAGAUUUAGAGGAAAAUCUGGAUCUCUUAAACCAUAAUAUAAACAAAAACAAGGCAGUUUGUGAGAAAAUAAAGGCAAAGGUUUUAAAAUGGGGUGACAGAAAAGCAGUACAGGAAAUAUUGCAGGGAAUAAAAGUUGACUUUUUACUUGUUGCAGACUGUGUUUACUACACGGAAUCCAUAGAAGACUUGGUGAAUACUUUGUUAGAACUGAGUAAUUCAACAACCCAGUUGUUAGUGAGCUAUGAAGACCGUGAUUCCACUGCCAAAAUUGAGUUGCAGAAUAAAUUCUCAAGUUUAAUGAAUCAUCAUUUCAACAGUUCAGAAGUUCCACUACACAAUCAGCAUACCAAUUUUAGAUCGUUUGAUAUUCAUAUUUUUAUUUACACACUCAAGCAUUAAGAUAAACCUAAAUUCAUAAUCUUCUAUUCAAUUGUGAGCGCUUUCCAUUUAAAAGUUUAUCACUUAACAAAGUUUAAAAUAAAUAUUACAAAUACAUCUUUUCCAGAAAAAAA